Messenger RNA from Nerophis lumbriciformis (worm pipefish), 2403 nucleotides. The record is from RefSeq and is a predicted model, not a curated record. NCBI's taxonomy places the organism in Eukaryota, Metazoa, Chordata, Actinopteri, Syngnathiformes, Syngnathidae.
AUGUAUCCACAAGGCCGACAUCCGGCUCCUCAUCAGCCAGGCCAGCCAGGCUUCAAAUUCACCGUGGCGGAGUCUUGUGACCGAAUUAAAGAUGAAUUCCAGUUUCUUCAAGCCCAAUAUCACAGUCUUAAGGUGGAGUACGACAAGCUGGCCAAUGAGAAGACUGAGAUGCAGCGUCACUAUGUCAUGUACUAUGAAAUGUCUUACGGACUCAACAUUGAGAUGCACAAACAGACGGAGAUUGCCAAACGGCUGAACGCUAUUUUAGCGCAAAUUAUGCCUUUCCUGUCACAAGAGCACCAACAGCAGGUUGCUCAGGCAGUGGAGCGGGCAAAGCAGGUCACUAUGACUGAGCUGAAUGCCAUCAUCGGGGUACGUGGACUUCCCAAUCUGCCUCUCACCGUGUGUACCCCCUUUUAUUCUUUUUUUGACCUUGGUUGUCAGCAGCAGAUUCAGGCGCAGCACCUCUCCCACGCUGCUCACGGGCCUCCCGUCCAGUUGCCCCCACAUCCCUCUGGCCUGCAACCUCCUGGCAUCCCUCCCGUGGCAGGUUCGGGAUCAGGGCUGCUGGCGCUCGGAGCCCUUGGCAGCCAAGCCCACCUUCCGGUAAAGGAUGAGAAGAACCACCAUGAUCUAGAACACAGAGGUGAGGACCGAUUAGCAACAGAUGAACGUGUACCUAUACAGGGUUCGAAGCAGAGGGAAAAAAGUUGGAAUAACUCAAUAUCACCGUCGGAAAGCUUACGCACAGCCAGCGAGAAGCACCGCAGCUCAUCCGACUACAGUUUGGACUCCAAAAAGCGCAAAGUGGAGGAAAAGGACAGCAUGAGCAGAUAUGACAGCGAUGGGGAGAAAAGCGAUGACUUGGUAGUGGAUGUCUCAAAUGAGGACCCUGCUACACCCCGGGCCAGCCCAGCACACUCGCCGCCCGAGAACGGCAUUGAUAAGCCCCGCCCCCCCAAGAAAGACACGCCCAACAGCCCUGCGUCAGUAGCGUCCUCUGGAAGCACCCCAUCCUCCAAGGCCAAGGAACUCAGUCAUAAUGACAAAUCUUCCACGCCUGGCCUCAAGUCCAACACCCCCACCCCGCGCAAUGAUGCCCCCACUCCUGGCACCAGCUCCACUCCUGGGCUCAGACCCAUCCUGGGCAAACCACCAGGCAUGGAGGCACUCGCCCCAGCCUUGCGUACACCGCUGUCCAUCGCUGGCUCUUACCCCACACCUUUUGCCAUGAUGGGUCAUCAUGAAAUGAACGGAGGCCUGACGAGCCCUGGUGUGUACGCCGGACUGCACAUUUCCCCUCAGAUGAGCGCUGCAGCCGCUGCAGCCUAUGGACGCACCCCCAUGGGUUUUGAUCCUCACACCCACAUGCGAGCCCCAGGCCUUCAAGCAAGUCUCACAUCCAUCUCAGGCGGCAAACCCGCUUAUUCCUUCCAUGUGAGCGCCGACGGCCAGAUGCAGCCUGUCCCGUUCCCACCUGAUGCUCUGAUUGGCCCUGGAAUUCCACGCCACGCCCGUCAGAUCAACACCCUGAGUCACGGCGAGGUGGUGUGUGCCGUAACCAUUAGCAACCCCACACGCCACGUGUACACGGGCGGCAAAGGCUGCGUCAAAAUCUGGGAUAUCAGCCAACCUGGCAGCAAGAGUCCCGUGUCCCAACUGGACUGUCUGAACAGGGAUAACUACAUCCGCUCCUGUAAGCUGCUGCCCGAUGGCCGCACAUUGAUCGUAGGAGGCGAGGCCAGCACACUGACCAUCUGGGAUCUGGCCUCUCAGACGCCACGUAUCAAAGCUGAGCUCACCUCCUCUGCGCCGGCGUGCUACGCCUUGGCCAUCAGCCCCGACGCCAAAGUCUGCUUCUCCUGCUGCAGUGACGGAAAUAUUGCCGUGUGGGACCUCCACAAUCAGACUCUUGUCAGGCAGUUUCAAGGUCACACAGAUGGCGCCAGCUGCAUUGACAUAUCCCACGACGGCACUAAGUUGUGGACAGGCGGCCUAGACAACACUGUUCGCUCCUGGGAUCUGAGGGAGGGUCGACAGCUGCAGCAGCACGACUUUACUUCGCAGAUCUUCUCGCUUGGCUACUGCCCGACCGGUGAGUGGCUGGCUGUGGGAAUGGAAAGCAGCAACGUGGAGGUGCUGCACCACUCCAAACCAGACAAGUAUCAGCUGCACCUGCACGAGAGCUGCGUACUCUCCCUCAAGUUCGCCUACUGUGGGAAAUGGUUUGUUAGCACUGGGAAAGACAACCUGCUAAAUGCUUGGAGGACUCCCUACGGCGCCAGUAUAUUCCAGUCAAAGGAAUCUUCAUCCGUCCUGAGCUGUGACAUCUCCACGGAUGACAAGUAUAUUGUGACGGGCUCUGGUGACAAGAAGGCCACAGUGUAUGAAGUGAUCUACUAA